UGUGUUCAUCUCCAGCCAGCUGACCCAUUUAGAGGAGAAUGCUUCUGAAUUGCACAAACACGAUAAGCACACACAUACCUCUGUGAUGACCGUCAGCAGCACACCUGUGGGCUCGUCAGCUCAGGCCCAGAAGAAGCAGGUGAAACGUCGCCACCGCCGCAAGCGGAACAAGCAGCAACACCGACUCUGUGGAGACCAAUGGCAAACAGGAGCAGAGCGACCGCAGCCUCAGCUCGGACCGCAGCGAGCAAGGGGAGAAGAGGGAGCGGUCUGCCAGGAACCGGAGAGAGCUCCCACCUCGCCUCCGCUGCUCGGGGGCCCCGCAGUCAGACUCCACUUCUGGGGAGGAGGCGAGCCGUGAGGACCGCAGCUGGAGCAAAGAGAAAGCCCGAAGAGUGCGCCGCCGCAGCGGGAGCAGCCGGGAGAGGGAUGGAGCAAACGAGGGUAAAGGCAGGGGAAGGUAAAGCAGAGAUGAUGGAGCUGCAGUCAAUGGGCUCAGAUGAAGGGAAGGAAGAGCAGCCGCUGGUGGAGGAGGAGAGCGGAGGCCUUAAGAAGCGCCACGGCAGCAGCCGGGCCUCGAGGAAGAGAGGCGGCCACGCUUCACAGAGGGAAGGCUCACACAGCAGAGAUAAGGAGAAGAGCUACAAGUCAGGCAGCUCCUCAUUGUCCGAGGACGACGAGGAGCUCAUCACCAAGAGAUACCAGGAGAAGGGGUCAGGGGGUGGGGACAUGUCAGCGCCUACACAGAACAACUGCGGUACGAAUGGAGGCACACUACGACAAUACUCUGAUGACUCUGAGCCGGAGGUCUGCAGGAUCUGCCAUUGUGAGGGGGAGGACGAGUGCCCGUUGAUAAUGCCUUGUCGCUGCACGGGGAGUCUGAGUUCCGUCCACCAGACCUGUCUCAACCAGUGGAUCAAAUCCUCAGACACUCGCUGCUGUGAACUCUGCAAGUUUGACUUCGUUAUGGAGACAUCACUCAAACCUUUACGCAUGUGGGAGAGGCUACAAAUGACAAAGGGCGAGAGGAGAAAGAUCUUCUUUUCGGUGUUGUUUCACCUGAUAGCAAUAUUGUGUAUGUUGUGGUCGGUCUACGUUCUGGUAAAGAGAACCAUGGCAGAAAUCAGACUUGGGAAGAACGACGAAUUAUGGAGAGUUUCUCUUCUGAAGUACUAUACGCCAAAUGGUAUACUCGAGUGGCCCUUCUGGACGAAGCUGAUUGUGGUGGCUAUAGGCUUCACAGGUGGCCUCAUCUUCAUGUACAUCCAGUGUAAAGUCUACCUGCAGCUGUGGCGCCGCCUCAAGGCCUUCAACCGCAUCAUCACUGUGCAGAACUGCCCAGAGAAAGACCUGCGCCACCCCCGAUCCAGCACCCUGACCAACGGCAGGCAAGGAAAUGUGGAGGUUCCCAUCAGUCCGGCUCCAGAGGCACAGAUGGACUCAGACAUAUCUGUGGAGGAUGCGGUGGCGCCGGCACAAAACCCUGUCUGACCGAUUGUCCACCCGCUCACAAAGAGUCCUGAAUCACACAGUGUUCAUCCAACACAGGCUGGUGUGAGCAGCGUGUGAUUUCUAGACUUUGCUUUAGUGUUGUUCAUCUCUGCUCCGUGAUUACUGAUCUGGAGACGCAAGAGACGGAUUUGAAGUCCUUCACGGAUCAAGGAAAACUGAAAGGCUGCAGUGACUUGGAUGUGCAAAGUAACAAAGAAUGUGGCAGGAAAGAAAAAGAGGAGGUGAGGAGAUGUAAAGGAAAAUAAAGCCAUCAGCAGGAGAAGUUGUAAGGACUGUAGUUAUGUAAUAUAUUGAGUUGUAUUCCUGUAUGCACUGACAUGAGUUAAAGGACAC
Molecule: messenger RNA, 1845 nt
Organism: Cottoperca gobio
Lineage: Eukaryota; Metazoa; Chordata; Actinopteri; Perciformes; Bovichtidae
Gene: marchf1
Product: membrane-associated ring finger (C3HC4) 1
Exons: 5
Coding region: 199-1491 (430 amino acids)
Molecular function (GO): zinc ion binding
Source: RefSeq, a predicted model, not a curated record